Dipodomys ordii (Ord's kangaroo rat) is the source of this 2346-nucleotide messenger RNA. RefSeq names its product zinc finger protein 260-like. Gene Ontology annotation, biological process: regulation of DNA-templated transcription. Lineage: Eukaryota; Metazoa; Chordata; Mammalia; Rodentia; Heteromyidae. The record is from RefSeq and is a predicted model, not a curated record. Gene Ontology annotation, molecular function: RNA polymerase II cis-regulatory region sequence-specific DNA binding; DNA-binding transcription factor activity, RNA polymerase II-specific.
AUGAAUAGUAACCGAGGGGAGGAAAAAGUGAGACUUAUUAGAAGUUUUCAUUUGAGCUCAAAACAGAAGUCAGAACUGAUUAAGCAUAAUGGUAACUCCUUAGGAAUGAGGACAGAAAAGGUCACUGGGUGUCAGAAUAUGGGUGUUUUCAGUGAGCCUGGUAAGAUGUGUGCUGUGUAUACUCCUCGCGAAUCUUCUGUAGUUGAAGAAUAUAAACAAUGUAAAAAGUCUUUCACUGAGAAGACACACCCUAUUGUUCCUCAGAGAACACACACAGGAGAGAAACCAUAUGAAAGUAAAAGGUGUGGAAAGAUUUUCACCAGUAAGGCAUAUCUUACUGUCCACCAGAGAAGACACACCAAUGAGAAACCUUUUGAAUGUAACAUUUGUGGAAAGUCUUUCACCUGGAAGUCAAACCUCACUGUCCACCAGAGAACACACUCAGGAACAAAACCUUAUGAAUGUAACGUGUGUGGAAAGUCUUUCACCAAGAAGGCAUGCCUUACUAUCCACCAGAGAACACACACAAUAGAGAAACCUUUUGAAUGUAACAUUUGUAGAAAGUCUUUCACCUGCAAGGCAUAUCGCACUGACCACCAGAGAACACACACAGGAAAGAAACCUUAUGAAUGUAAUACGUGUGGAAAGUCUUUCACCAAGAAGUCAAACCUUACUGUCCACCAGAGAACCCACACAGGAACUAAACCUUAUAAAUGUAACAUGUGUGGAAAAUCUUUCACCCAGAAGUCAACUCUCACUGUCCAUCAGAGAACACACACAGGAACGAAACCUUAUGAAUGUAACCUGUGUAGAAAGUCUUUCACCAAGAAGGCAUGCCUUACUAUCCACCAGAGAACACACACAAAAGAGAAACCUUUUGAAUGUAACAUUUGUAGAAAGUCUUUCACCUGCAAGGAAUAUCUCACUAACCACCAGAGAACACACACAGGAAAGAAACCUUAUGAAUGUAAUAUGUGUGGAAAGUCUUUCACCAAGAAGUCAAACCUUACUGCAUAUCUUACUGUCCACCAGAGAAUCCACACAGGAGAUAAACCAUUUGAAUGUAAUGUGUGUGGAACGUCUUUCACUCAGAAUUCACACCUUACUGUCCACCAGAGUAGACACACAAGAGAGAAACGUUUUGAAUGUAACAUGUGUGAAAUGUCUUUCACCUGUAAGUCAAGCCUUACUAUCCACCAGAGGACACACACAGGAGAGAAACCUUAUGAAUGUAACGUGUGUAGAAAGUCUUUCACCUGGAAGACACACCUUACUGUCCACCAGAGAACACACACAAGAGAGAAACCUUAUGAAUGUAACAUGUGUGGAAAGUCUUUCACCCAGAAGCGAAACCUUACUGGCCACCAGAGAACACACACAGGAAAGAGACCUUAUGAAUGUAACGUGUGUGGAAAGUCUUUCAUCUGGAAGACACACCUUACUCUCCACCAGAGAACACACACAAGAGAGAAACCUUAUGAAUGUAACAUGUGUGGAAAGUCUUUUUCUGGCAAGCCAGGCCUUACUGGCCACCAGAGAACACACAUAGGAGAUAAACCUUAUGAGUGUAACAUGUGUGGAAAGUCUUUCACCUGGAAGUCAAACUUCAUUGUCCACCAGAGAACACACACAGGAGAGAAACCUUAUGAAUGUAACUGGUGUGGAAAGUCUUUCACCCGGAAAGCACACCUUACUUUCCACCAGAGAACACACACAGGAGAGAAACCUUAUGAAUGUAACUUGUGUGGAAAAUCUUUCUCCAGGAAGGUACAAUUUACUGUCCACCAGAGAACACACACAGGAGAGAGACCUUAUGAAUGUAACUUGUGUGGAAAGCCUUUUACGUGGAAGUCUUCGCUCACUGCCCAUCAGAGAACACACAGGAAAGAAACCUUAUGAAUGUCAUAUUGUGGAAAGUCUUUUAGAUAGCAGGUAUGCUUUACUCUCCACCAGAGAACACACAUAGGAGAAAAACCUUAUGAAUGUAACAUUUGUGGAAAUUCUUUCAUCCAGAAGUCAAAGCUUACUGGCCACCAGAGAACACACAUAAGACAGAAACCUUAUGAAUGUAACAUGUGUGGAAAGUGUUUCACCUGGAAGUCAAAUCUUACUGUCCAUCCAAAAAAACACAGAAAGAAAGCUUAUGAAUGUCAUAUGUGUGGAAAGUCUUUCAGCCAGAAGCCAGUCCUUACUGUCCACCAGAGAGCACACACAGGAAAUUUUAUGAAUGUAACCUAUGUGGAAAUUCUUUCACCCAGAACAUACACCUUUCUCUCCGUCAGAAAAAACCCCACCAGAGAGAAUUGUUAUGUAUGUAGCAGGCAUGGAAAUUCUUUCACCUGGUAG